AUGACGUCUACUAGUGAGUUUUAUUAUUACCUUCUGAGGGUAUCCAUGCUGCAAUUGUUGAAAGUACAAGGGUUUGAUAGGUCGAAGCCAAGUACAGUGAAUGCUAUCACUGAUUUAUAUGUUAAGUUCUUGGAAUUACUUUUAGGUGAAAUAACUAAAUUAUCAAGGUCGAGGCAAGAUUUUGAUGACAGUAUUGCGUUGCAAGAUAUUACUCAAGCCUUCCAAAAUUUAGGUAUUAUUAAACCAGUGGAUAUAUUAGAUAUAUAUGAUGAAAAUCCAGAACUUGCAAGCGAUAAAGGUUUACAGAAUUUUAAAAAAUGGUGGAUGGAUAGUGAUAUGAGGCAACAAGAAUGUUUAGUAUCAUUACCAACCACAGAUCUUCUAAACAUGGAAGACAUGACACUUAAUGACAAUAAUGCUAGCACUAAUAUCAAUGGUAGUAGGAAUGGCAAUGAUAAUAAUGGAGAAGGAAAAACUUCAAGUCAGCAAGCAUCUUUAGUCCCUGAUUAUUUGAAGCAGUUACAAAAUAAAGAUCCUAAUAAGAAUGAUGAUAAUGAGAAUGAAGACGAGCUGCUAGAGGAUAUGGUAAAUAAUGGAGAUUUUGACAAUUGGAUUAAAUUCGUUAUAGUCAAACAGAGAUUAAGUUUAUCUAAAAAGUUAUCAAAGGAGAAAGCUAGGAGUGUAGAUAAAUUACCGGGAAUAGCUGGAUUAAAGAAUUCGGUAUUAGAUCUUCAACUAAAUAAUUCAUCUAGCAAUGAAGCUUCUAUGCAAGUUUUGCAAUCAGACUUAUUACCAAGUACACAGGAUAUUGAAAAAUUGGAAAAUGCUCCUAUCUAUUUACAAAAGGGAUUUGAACUGCUGAAGAAAUUGCCUAUUAUGAAACAGGAAACUAACCUAAGUAACAUCACUUUAUCUUAUGAAAAUAAUGAAAUGGAAGAAGAUGACGAUGUUGAGUUGCUUGAUGCCGGUGAGUCGAAAGAAGAGUUGGAUAAGACAGCUAAUGAUUAUGACCAAAUAAAUAAAUUUGAACAAGAUGAACAAUACGAAAAUAUGCAAUUUGAUCAUAAGCCUGAACCUUCGCCCGGAAGUUUUGCAAUGGGAUCUCAUUUCAAUUCUAGAUAUAAAGAAAUGGAUGAUAUAGAUAACGAGUUUCAAAGAGAAUCGAUUGAUUUCAAUCCUGAAAGUUUUGAACGAUUUUAA
Tetrapisispora phaffii CBS 4417 is the source of this 1200-nucleotide messenger RNA. It is a transcript of the gene TAF3, whose product is annotated as Taf3p. The record is from RefSeq and is a predicted model, not a curated record. Lineage: Eukaryota; Fungi; Ascomycota; Saccharomycetes; Saccharomycetales; Saccharomycetaceae. The transcript has a single exon. Bases 1 to 1200 code for a protein of 399 amino acids. Gene Ontology annotation, molecular function: protein heterodimerization activity.